Molecule: messenger RNA, 2830 nt
Organism: Lampris incognitus (smalleye Pacific opah)
Lineage: Eukaryota; Metazoa; Chordata; Actinopteri; Lampriformes; Lampridae
Gene: cactin
Product: cactin
Exons: 10
Coding region: 14-2671 (885 amino acids)
Biological process (GO): negative regulation of innate immune response; mRNA cis splicing, via spliceosome
Cellular component (GO): cytoplasm; spliceosomal complex
Molecular function (GO): protein binding
Source: RefSeq, a predicted model, not a curated record
GAGACGUUUUACCAUGGGUUCGCCGAGGCGCCGUCGGUCUCGUUCCCCCUCGCGGAAUCGGAGCCGAGAGCCGAAGGGUCGAUCCAAACGCAGCAUAUCCCGAACGCCUGAAAGAAGGAGAGACCGGAGUCGGUCUGCGGAGAAGAAAAGAAACACCCGGAGACGUGGACGAUCCGGUAGCGGAGACUCCGACAGCAGCGUCGGUUCUCCUUCCGCCCGACGCAGGACUCAAAACAGAGACGGGUCGAGUUCACGAAGCGAUUCGGAGAGCGAGAAGAGGCCCCGUCGUGCUAGGAGCAGAUCAACGGAUCGAUCCAGCUCCGAUUCAGAUGAUCCUAAAGUGGGAAAGAGAAGACAGACAAAGGAGAACUGGCAGGACACUCGUAGAGAGAAAAGAGGAAGAUCUCGGUCCCUGUCUGACUCACGUGGGGGAAGCAGCGACAGAGAAAGGAGAAGACGUUGGAGUCCUGACAGACGGAGCCCAAACAGAGAACGAGAUAGGAAUAGGAAGGAAAAAGAGAGAGAUAAGUGGAGAAGCCAGAGUAGAGACCAGGAUAGAAAAGGAGGCAGAAACAGAAGCCAGGAAAGAAGGCAAAGAAGUGAGGAGCAUGAACGAGGGAGGAGAGAGAAGAGCAGGGACAGGACUGAUGGAGAAAGAAGGAGGCAACUUUCGGGUUCACCAGAGUCAUCCUGUAGCUCAAGGUCAGAGGGUGAAACCCAAGCAAUGUCCCCACGUGCCAAAGGAAAAUGGCAUGAGGACAAGGAGGAGAAGAAAAAACAGAGGGAGAUGAUGAAAGCUUUGGAGACCCCAGAAGAAAAGAGAGCCAGAAGACUGGCAAAGAAAGAGGCCAAGGAGAGGAAGAAGAGGGAAAAGAUGGGCUGGAGUGAAGAAUAUAUGGGGUACACCAAUGCAGACAACCCAUUUGGUGACAACAACUUGUUAGGUACAUUCAAGUGGCAGAAGGCUUUGAUUAAGAAAGGUAUCGGCCAUCUUGGAGAGAAAGAGCUGAAAGACAGAAACAAACGUAUUCAGGAAGAGAACAGCAGAGAGCUGCAGAAGGUGAAACAGCUGCGUCUUGAGAGGGAGAGAGAGAAGGCCAUGAGAGAGUCAGAGCUUGAGAUGCUGCAGAGAGAGAAGGAAGCCGAACACUUCAAGACGUGGGCUGAACAAGAAGACAACUUCCAUCUACAUCAAGCCAAGCUACGUUCUAAGAUUCGUAUCCGUGAUGGCCGUGCGAAGCCCAUAGACCUCUUGGCUAAGUACAUCAGUGCAGAGGAUGAUGAUCUCGCUGUGGAGAUGCAUGAACCGUACACGUUUCUCAAUGGACUCACUGUGACUGACAUGGACGACUUGCUGGAGGAUAUUAAGGUGUAUAUGGAAUUAGAGCAAGGGAAGAAUGUCGACUUCUGGAGAGACAUGACCACCAUCACUGAAGAUGAAAUUAGUAAGCUCAGAAAACUGGAGGCCUCAGGGAAAGGACCAGGUGAUCGUCGCGACGGCAUAAACACGUCAGUAAGCACUGAUGUCCAGCUGGUGUUUAAGGGAAAGACAUACAGCCAGCUGCAGGCCAUGCACUCGAGCAUUGAGAUGAAGAUACGAGCCGGAGGAUCCAACCUUGAUAUCGGCUACUGGGAAAGCCUGUUGCAGCAAGUCAGGGUUUACAUGGCUAGAGCCAGGUUGAGGGAAAGACACCAGGAGGUGCUGCGACAGAAGCUCUUCAAGCUGAAACAGGAACAAGGAGUGGAGAGUGCACCUCUGUUCCCAAUUGUCAAAGAGGAGCCAGCAGAGGAGGAAGCUGUGACACCGAGAGGAAUGGAGCAAGAGGGGGAAAACACAGAAGAACACAGCCCAUCCUCUUCCGCCCCCACAACAAGUCAGAACAAGGAAACAGAGAGGGGACAGGAUGAGGAGGCAGGCCCGUCCACAGAGGGAGGAGAUACGAAGAAAGCUGAAGACGUCGGAGAAAACACCGAUGAGAAAGAGGAUGAGAAGGAUGAGGUGGUAGAGGCUGUAUUGACGGAGGAGGACCUGAUACAGCAGAGCCAGGCCGAGUACGACUCUGGUCGCUACAGCCCCACAUUGCUCACGCAGUCUGAGCUGCCGCUCGACACUCACACCAUUACUGCUGAAGAGGAUGCACACAAACUGCACCUGGCACGCAGACAGUUGCAGGUCACCGGUGAUGCAAAUGAAACCUCAGAGGACGCUUUUGUGCGUCGUGCCAAAGAGGGCAUGGGCAAUGAUGAGGCCCAGUUCAGUGUGGAGCUCCCCAUCACGGGAAAGAUGUACCUGUGGGCCGACAAAUACCGCCCCCGAAAACCCCGCUUCUUCAACAGGGUCCACACCGGCUUUGAGUGGAACAAAUACAACCAGACGCAUUAUGACUUCGACAACCCUCCGCCCAAGAUUGUCCAGGGCUACAAGUUCAACAUCUUCUACCCGGACCUGAUCAACAAGCGCUCCACCCCACAGUACUUCCUGGAGCCCAGUCCCGACAACAAGGACUUUGGGAUUCUGAGGUUCCACGCGGGUCCUCCCUACGAGGACAUAGCCUUUAAGAUUGUCAAUCGCGAGUGGGAGUACUCCCACCGACAUGGCUUCCGCUGUCAGUUUGCUAACGGCAUCUUCCAGCUGUGGUUCCACUUUAAGAGGUACCGCUACAGGAGAUAGGUGUCGAUUUUAAUGGACCAACUGUCUAGUUACUGGGUUGAAAGACAUCCAAGAUGUUUUCUAUGUAGCGCUACAACCUGGUCUAAUAGUCUUUUGACAUAGUAACUUGUAAUUGUCUGAUCAUUGCACAUUAAAGAUGUUUCUCUUUUGUCCCCCGCA